ACGUGCGGGUCAUUUUCUGUAUGUUUGAGCGUUGUAUACACAUAAAAAAUAUAUCAAAAUCACAUAUAGUGAAUCAGAAUGGUGGGGAAAAUUAAACGGAUACGACAGAAGCUCCAUCACGGCGCUGUAAAGCUGGAAAAUGAGCAUGAAAACAGACCCAUGCUGGGGAAUCUGGAGAAGAUAGCGAUCCAAUCCAUUCAACUCACAAAAACAGAUUCACGACAGCCCAAAACCAACACAUCUGACAGUAGUAUUAGCAAUAGUUCAAAGGCUUUCAGUUUUCCCACUGGAGUUUUUGCUGGAACUAAAAUCUCCCCCGACUCUUUAGUUCAAACACUGAAGGUUGAUGAACCAUCAAAUGUGAUCGUAAGCAAACAGUCUGCAGGAGAACAGAAAGGCACGGAGGAAAAGAAACAUCAGUCGAAGAAAGAAAAAAUGAAGGAGCGGAGGGAAAGAUGGCUCAACAAGAUCAGUGGGAUCAAGCUGGCCCGUGAACAGCAGGUGGCACAAGCGCGGAGGAAGGCCACUCCUGUUGUGGGCGACAUGAGGCCGCUAGCCGACGCUCUUCCUGAACUCUCCCAGCUCCUCCCUUCUUUCAGAACCCCCACCAGGGCACAGCGGAAAAAUAAAGCUUCGGUUAAGAAGAAACCAGAACCCACAGACUUCAGCCUGAUGAAACCAGCCCAGAAACGAAAACUACUCGAGACCGAAGCAUCUUACUUCAACGAAGCCAUGAAAAACCCUGCCUUCAAGACCAACCCUUUGGCUGCAAUUGGUGAUCAUCUGCGAAAACGACUCAAACAGGAAGACGAACAGACUUAAUCGCAACUCUGGAGCGCCGCCCUGUUGUUAGACUACAAAAACUAUCUUAUUAUACGCUGGUACAUCGAAACAUUCAAAUCGGUUUUGUACUUCAUAACAGAUUAUGAAACGAAGAGGAAUGCCAAGAUUAGCAUAAUUUUGCAUUAUCUGGCACUGUAUAAACACUAUGGAUGCUAUGUUCCUCUGUGUCAUUUCAAAAAUGAGUCGAAGUGUAAAAUGAAUUGCGUUAGUGAUCAUGCUAUCAGAUAUUAUGAGUGUUUUCAUGCUGUCUAUUCCACAUGCUUUUGGCUAGAUACAAAUAAAUCCAAUUGAAAAUAA
Messenger RNA from Rhinichthys klamathensis goyatoka, 1140 nucleotides. It is a transcript of the gene slx9, whose product is annotated as SLX9 ribosome biogenesis factor. The transcript has 6 exons. Gene Ontology annotation, biological process: maturation of SSU-rRNA from tricistronic rRNA transcript (SSU-rRNA, 5.8S rRNA, LSU-rRNA). The record is from RefSeq and is a predicted model, not a curated record. Bases 79 to 822 code for a protein of 247 amino acids. Lineage: Eukaryota; Metazoa; Chordata; Actinopteri; Cypriniformes; Leuciscidae. Gene Ontology annotation, cellular component: preribosome, small subunit precursor; 90S preribosome; nucleolus.